AUGGGUGUCCGUGCCCAGAGUCAACAUGUUUUGAACCUGUACCGUUGUCGAUUGUUCUCAACUCCUGUCUUUGUUUGUCGAGGUGCUCUUCGGACGAGUGAUCGGAUUGUUGAAGAGGGCGUCUGCUCUGCCUUACAGUUUAGAAGCCCAUGGACAGCAACACCCGAUUGGUAUGAAAACAAACCACUCCGAACGGGACAAGAACAGACUGGUAUGAACAACAACUCCAACGGGGACAAGAAACACCCAAACUGGUAUGAAACAACCACUCCACAGGGGACAAUAACACCCGAUUGGUAUGAAACAACUCAACUGAACACCUGCAGCGUCAAUGCAGGUCGAGUGGUGGGGUCCACAGGUGCAAUAGGAGUAGGAUCCCCGUAUGCAUAUUACGGCAAUAAUGAAAACUGUGUGUGGGAGAUCCAGGUGCCCCAGGGGUCCUUCAUCCAAUUCACAUGGGACUACUUUAGCCUGGAGGGUUCCAGACCCUGGUGUGGAUACGACUACGUCGAUAUCUCGGACUAUGCAACUGGACAGAGCUUGACGGGAAGACUUUGUGGCAGCGUGAUUCCACCGUCUGUUACAACCAACAGUAACUUGGCUUUGGUGACUUUCAUCAGCGAUGGCUUUGUGACCAGGCCAGGAUUCAGGCUUCGAUUUGAGGCUGUGCCAGGGACAGCAACACCCGAUUGGUAUGAAACAACCACUCCACCAGGGACAAGAACACCCGAUUGGUAUGAAACAACCACUCCACCGGGGACAAGAACACCCGAUUGGUAUGAAACAACCACUCCACCGGGGACAAGAACACCCGAUUGGUAUGAAACAACCACUCCACCAGGGACAAGAACACCCGAUUGGUAUGAAACAACCCAACUGAACACCUGCAGCGUCAAUGCAGGUCGAGUGGUGGGGUCCACAGGUGCAAUAGGAGUAGGAUCCCCGUAUGCAUAUUACGGCAAUAAUGAAAACUGUGUGUGGGAGAUCCAGGUGCCCCAGGGGUCCUUCAUCCAAUUCACAUGGGACUACUUUAGCCUGGAGGGUUCCAGACCCUGGUGUGGAUACGACUACGUCGAUAUCUCGGACUAUGCAACUGGACAGAGCUUGACGGGAAGACUUUGUGGCAGCGUGAUUCCACCGUCUGUUACAACCAACAGUAACUUGGCUUUGGUGACUUUCAUCAGCGAUGGCUUUGUGACCAGGCCAGGAUUCAGGCUUCGAUUUGAGGCUGUGCCAGGUAAUGCCCAACAAUAAGGUGUCACUGAGCAGCUACUGACUGGAAAAUCACUCUGACGAAAACAACCAGCAAGAAAAAACUUGGAAAACGAACAAUUUUGUGAUAAAACAUCUAAAGGAGACCUUUCACUACUGCAAGAGAUAUCUAAAAUUACAUUAAUGUCAAUGGAUUCCCGAAAUAACUAAGGUAGAUGAGCAACUUUUUUUGUCAUGUCGACCUAUACUCUUCUAGAUGGUGGAUUGUCUACCACUGAGGUCUUUGGCAUCUGCAUUCGAAGAAUAUAUCAAGUCCCAAUUUCGUGACUGUCGGAAUGUAUCAUCUGACAGAACUUGCCACCGACGAGACUGAUCGAUUGAGACAACGUAACAGCAACAGAUCAUAACAGUUUUUCAAGAUAUAUCUUGUAUUAUCUGUAAUUUCAUCGGUUUUACUUCUAACACCAAAUGUGAAGUAAAAUAACCUUCAAAUAUAUUUCGGUUAUCCGUAUUGCAUUUUUCAUAUUAAAUGUUACUGAAGUUCAAAUCUGCACAUCUCUUUGGAAUGAUUCCUCCGGUUUUGACAUCUCGAAAGAGAGUGCAUUUGGAAGUUUAUCUGUUAAAUAUGCAGAUUUGACAUUAUUAAUUAGUACCUAUACCGAUAGCAACAUGUAUCUACCUAUAUAGCUAUCUAUGAGUAUAUUACAUGCAUAUA
Molecule: messenger RNA, 1927 nt
Organism: Macrobrachium nipponense
Lineage: Eukaryota; Metazoa; Arthropoda; Malacostraca; Decapoda; Palaemonidae
Product: exoskeleton protein RP43-like
Exons: 8
Coding region: 1-1254 (417 amino acids)
Source: RefSeq, a predicted model, not a curated record